Messenger RNA from Nilaparvata lugens (brown planthopper), 451 nucleotides. RefSeq lists its product as uncharacterized. The transcript is spliced from 3 exons. The record is from RefSeq and is a predicted model, not a curated record. Lineage: Eukaryota; Metazoa; Arthropoda; Insecta; Hemiptera; Delphacidae. The coding region runs from base 248 to 451 and encodes 67 amino acids.
AUUGGUUAGCACUGUUUUUGAUAGGGAGAUUUGCUUCAAUUGUAAGCUGAAUACACCAGGAAAUGUAUCUGGCUCUUCUAAUAUCUUUCCUAGCAAUAGGGUGGAGUUUGAGUGUGAUAUCCGUAUCUGGACAUGUGUGGGAGAGUGCAUAUGCUUUGCAAAACCGUGAUAGAGAGGUCGAUUAUUAUCUAAAAAAAAUCAGAUCUUCGGAUCGGUUCUGACUCCUGAUUACAAGUAUGGUUCACUCAUGAGAGUGGGAGAGACUUAUGAAGAAGUUAUUGGGACUCUAGAUGAACGUCUUAGAUGUGAGAGACUACCCGACGAGGACUAUAAAGACGAAUAUAAUCCUAAAACUUACUUCUACAACACUCAGCUGAUACCAGACUUUCCCUACACCUUUAUCCACAAGCAGGUUUGGAACUGUACCCAGGCAUCUAAAACGGUGAGAUAA